Molecule: messenger RNA, 3087 nt
Organism: Pseudophryne corroboree (corroboree frog)
Lineage: Eukaryota; Metazoa; Chordata; Amphibia; Anura; Myobatrachidae
Gene: PRPSAP1
Product: phosphoribosyl pyrophosphate synthetase associated protein 1
Exons: 12
Coding region: 188-1381 (397 amino acids)
Biological process (GO): 5-phosphoribose 1-diphosphate biosynthetic process; purine nucleotide biosynthetic process
Cellular component (GO): ribose phosphate diphosphokinase complex; cytoplasm
Molecular function (GO): magnesium ion binding; ribose phosphate diphosphokinase activity; ATP binding
Source: RefSeq, a predicted model, not a curated record
CAGCAAGAUGGCCGCUGCAGCUUCACUUGCACAUGUGCCCAUGCGCGCUGCUGCCGAGUCACGUGUGUAGUACUCACGUGAACGCGCGCUGCGGGGUUUAGGGAAGUUAGCAGGGCUCGAACCAUCCAGAAAAACAAGCGAUAGUCACGCACUGGAUUCGCCGUGUCAGUGUAUUUCAGGUGUCAUCAUGCCAAGACGGAUGUUAAUACCUCACAAGUCUGUUUUCUCUUACUCCCGGCCCCCAAAGUGGCUGAAUGGUCCCAGUACUAUGAACUCGGCUGGAUGUGGUUACCGGGUGUUUUCUGCUAACUCCAGCGCUACCUGUGUGGAACUGGCCAAGAGGAUCACAGAGCGGUUGGGGGUAGAACUAGGAAAAGCAGUUGUCUACCAGGAGACCAAUGGAGAAACCAGAGUGGAAAUUAAGGAAUCUGUUCGUGGACAGGAUAUAUUUAUUAUACAGACGAUCCCAAGGGACGUAAACACAGCAGUUAUGGAGCUAUUGAUCAUGACCUAUGCCCUAAAGACAUCCUGUGCCAAGAACAUCAUUGGGGUCAUUCCAUAUUUCCCUUACAGCAAACAAAGCAAAAUGCGCAAGAGAGGGUCUAUUGUAUGCAAACUACUGGCGUCCAUGCUGUCCAAUGCUGGACUCACGCACAUCAUCACAAUGGAUCUACAUCAAAAAGAAAUCCAGGGCUUCUUUAAUUUUCCUGUGGACAAUCUCCGAGCAUCCCCAUUUCUGCUACAGUAUAUACAAGAGGAGAUACAAGAUUACAGAAACGCAGUGAUUGUUGCAAAGUCUCCUGAUGCCGCAAAGAGGGCACAGUCCUAUGCUGAGCGAUUGCGCCUGGGACUUGCUGUGAUCCAUGGAGAACCACAGUGUUCAGAGCACGAUAUGGCCGAUGGUCGUCACUCCCCUCCUCCCAGUAUACAGAACACUACAAUCCACACAGGGCUGGGAAUUCCCUGCAAACGACAGCCCCUGUAUCCAGGCAUUGAACUGCCAAUGAUGAUGGCCAAGGAAAAGCCACCCAUCAGCGUGGUAGGAGAUGUGGGGGGACGGAUUGCUAUCAUAGUGGAUGACAUCAUUGAUGAGGUUGAGAGCUUUGUGGCAGCAGCAGAGAUUCUUAAGGAGCGAGGAGCUUACAAGAUCUUUGUCAUGGCAACACAUGGUAUUCUGUCUGCAGAUGCCCCUAACCUCAUAGCAGACUCUUCAAUUGAUGAGGUUGUUGUAACAAACACCGUUCCACAUGAGUUGCAGAAGUUACAGUGUUUGAAGAUCAAGACAGUGGACAUCAGUCUAAUUCUGGCAGAGGCAAUACGCCGGAUCCACAAUGGGGAAUCCAUGUCCUAUCUCUUCCGCAACAUUGCGAUGGAUGAUUGAAGGACCUUUAACCACCUUUAUCAGUAAAGAGAUGGACAUAUGAAAGUCCUAACUGGAUGGCGCUGCAUGUUCGGAAAGGGGUAGACGUUAAUUGGAAUGUCCCGUCCUCUAUUGCAACUGCCACUUUACUGUUGGGCUUAAGGGAAGCACUGCAUUUAUUAUCACCUCUGUGAGAACAGAUUAAGCAUGACUGGAAACAACUUGUAGCAUGAACUGUAACAUCCCCAUAGUUCCAUCAAGAACUGGAUUACUUAACCUUCUGUUGGAAGGAUCCAGAUUCUCCACCCAACAGAAUUGAAGUGUUAAAGACUUUGUCCCACUACACACAAACCGUAUUAAUCUACUUGCUACAGUAAGAGGCAGAAAGCAUUUCUGGGCAAUACAGACCAUUUAUAAAAACUGAGGGUACUUUUAUAUAGACAGAUACACAGCAUAACAAUGCUUAAUAACAUCACAACUACAGCUAGCAUGUACAAAGAUAGAGAUAUAACUGCAUAUGUGUGUGUAUUUUUUAUAUAUAUAUAUAUAUAUAUAUAUAUAUAUAUAAAAAACCACACACCUACAUUUGUACACGUGGUCAUGCACAUGCUAAGAUAAACACAUACUAGCUUGUAUAUGUGCAGUAUAUAAUCUCAAGUUUAUGAAUAACUGCUUUCAUUCACAAACGUGCAUGGGUUUUGUAUUAAAAACAAAACCUAGUUAAAUGUAAAUACACAAGUUUAUAUGUGCAUAGGCUGCAUAAAUUCUGCUGUGUAAUAACCACUUGCUUGGUAAGUAGCGAGAGCUGCAGAAGAAGCAACCGUCAUCCCUUCCUCAGUCUGCAUCUUCUCUGGUUCCUGUCACAUGCUGAGAGUUUAUUCUAGAGAGAAAAGAAGUGUGGAAGGCACGUGGCUUAAUCAGUCAUUUCCUUUACUAUGUAGAUAUGUAUGUGGAUGUGUGUGUAAAUAUAUAAUUACAUAAAUAUGUAUAGAAAUACAGCCUAUGUAUUUGUGGGUACAUAUAUAUAUAUAGCCAGCGGUAUUAUCUAUAUACACCUUUUUUACCUGUAUAUAUUUAGUACUGUAUGCUUUAGAGUAUCAGUGCUGUAGGAAGCGAGAGACAAGAAAUGGCCAUAACACUAAUGUAAAGGGUCCAGUUACUGUCCCUAUUGCAUUCCGCAUAUUGCUCUUCCCUCCAGAUAUGACUCUACAUUGGCCAGGUACAUAUGCUUGAAAUUUGGGCAGUAGCUUAUGGGACUGUACUAUUCAGUGUUUCUUGAAUUAUUAUACAUUUUAUAAUAAUGUAUUUGCUGCCAUUAAGGCAUUUAAAGACCCUACAGCACCAAAGGGUUGAUAUACGUACCUGUUUACUUUUCAUUUAUUUCUGGGACAGACAGUUUUUGAAUACUGUAUUGCAUAGUAUCAUUGGCAUACAAUAUCGUUUUGCAUACUGUGUUUUAGUUGCUAAUUAAAGUUCACUUUGCUCGUGAUUUAACAGACUUACAUUUUCUUUUAACAAAUUCAAUUCAAUGCAGAGAAACCAGUGAAAAUAAAGACGCCAUCAUAAUAACCACAUUGCAAUGACUCAGAAUAUCUCUUAGGGUAGGAUCAUCAUUAAACUAUAGCUUUUAUUAAAGUCAAAAUCAUAAAGUUGAUGUAAUAUAACAUGAUAUGGGUGUGUGUCAGUCUGUUGUUGUAUAAGGCUUUAUUAAAUUUUUUUAUUGCUUC